CUUUUUGAAGCACCAUGUAUUAUAUAAGUUGACACAUUUCCCUCAUAUCACACAAGCAAAAGGAAGGGAAACAAUAUUUUAGCAAUAAAAAAUGGAGAAGAAAGUCAUAACCAACAAAGUGCAUUGUUUGGUGUUACCCUAUCCAGCACAAGGUCACAUAAAUCCAAUGCUUCAAUUCUCUAAGGAUUUGCAACAUGAAGGGAUAAGAGUGACUUUAGUCACCACCCUUUACCACCGCAAGACCUUGCAAAGUGUACCACCUUCCUUCACAAUCGAAACCAUUUCUGAUGGAUUUGAUAAUGGUGGUGUUGAAGAAGCUGGGGGAUACAAAGCCUAUUUGGGUAGGUUUUGGCAAGUAGGACCAAAAACUCUUGCUCAACUUAUUGAAAAAUUUGGUUCUUUAGGUGACAAAGUUGAUUGUGUUAUUUAUGAUUCAUUUUUUCCUUGGGCUCUUGAUGUUGCUAAGAGAUUUGGAAUUGUUGGUGUUACUUAUCUCACUCAAAAUAUGUCAGUGAAUAGUAUUUACUAUCAUGUUCAUCUAGAAAAAUUGAAAGUUCCCCUUAUUGAAGAUGUGAUUUCACUUCCUUUGUUGCCUAGAUUGGAUUUGGGGGACAUGUCUUCAUUCUUCUCAACAAAAGGAGAGAAUCCAGUUUUGCUUGAUUUGUUGGUGGGUCAAUUCUCUAAUAUUGACAAAGCUGAUUGGGUUCUAUGCAAUACAUUUUAUGAGUUGGAAAAAGAGGUCGUCGAUUGGACAAUGAAGAUUUGGCCCAAAUUUAGGCCAAUAGGACCAUCCAUACCAUCAAUGUUCUUAGACAAUAGACAUAAAGACGAUGAAGAUUAUGGUGUUGCACAAUUCAAGUAUAAUGAAAAAUGCAUGGAAUGGCUAAACGAUAAGCCAAAAGGAUCAGUUGUUUAUGUUUCUUUUGGAAGUAUGGUAAGUCUUGAUGAGGAGCAAAUACAAGAAUUAGCUUAUGGUUUAAGAGAUAGUGGAAGUUACUUCUUAUGGGUUGUUAGAGCUUCUGAAGAGAAUAAGCUCCCAAAAGAUUUUGAAAAGGAGUCAAAGAAAAGCUUAGUAGUGACAUGGUGCUCUCAGCUAAAGGUUCUAGCUCAUGAGGCAAUAGGGUGUUUUGUAACACAUUGUGGAUGGAACUCCACAUUGGAAGCAUUAAGCUUAGGGGUUCCAACUAUUGCAAUACCACAAUGGUCAGACCAAAGAACCAAUGCAAAAUUUAUUGCUGAUGUUUGGAAGAUGGGAAUUAGAGCUCCUAUUGAUGAGAAACAAAUUGUGAGGCAAGAUAAAUUUAAGGAUUGUAUAUUGGAAAUAAUGAAGGGUGAGAAAGGCAAGGAGAUUAAGAGCAAUGCUACACAAUGGAAGACUUUGGCAGUUGGAGCUUUUGAGGAGCAUGGAAGUUCUCAGAAAAACAUUAUAGAAUUUGUGACUAGCUUGAUCAAUGUGGGUCCAUUGACCAGGGAAGGAUCCAUUCAAUGACUAUGUGUGGCUAAAGCCGCACAUCCAACUUUCCUAUUUUCUUAAUUAUAAAUAGGGAUAAUAGUCAUUUUGGUCCCUGAAUGUAUAACGAAUAGUUACAAUAGUCUCUCAAUGUAAUAUAAAUUUAAAAUAGUCCCUGAUUUUAAA
Messenger RNA from Medicago truncatula (barrel medic), 1636 nucleotides. Its product is annotated as UDP-glycosyltransferase 74G1. The transcript has 2 exons. Gene Ontology annotation, molecular function: quercetin 7-O-glucosyltransferase activity; quercetin 3-O-glucosyltransferase activity. Bases 92 to 1489 code for a protein of 465 amino acids. Lineage: Eukaryota; Viridiplantae; Streptophyta; Magnoliopsida; Fabales; Fabaceae. The record is from RefSeq and is a predicted model, not a curated record.